This is a messenger RNA of Puntigrus tetrazona (Sumatra barb), 2082 nucleotides long. RefSeq lists its product as uncharacterized. The transcript is spliced from 7 exons. Gene Ontology annotation, biological process: protein transport. The coding region runs from base 73 to 1395 and encodes 440 amino acids. The record is from RefSeq and is a predicted model, not a curated record. Lineage: Eukaryota; Metazoa; Chordata; Actinopteri; Cypriniformes; Cyprinidae. Gene Ontology annotation, cellular component: cytoplasm; plasma membrane.
UGUUUCCUGCAGUUGCGUGAGUUGUAGUGUUCAUCUGAGUUCAGUGGAAUACAGACUGAUAGUGGAGACAAAAUGUCCCUCACUGUGAAAAACAUUUCUGUUACUUACAAUCCUAUCAAUCAGAGCAAUAUUUUUACCAGCGGGGAUUUUAUAUCGGGACAAGUGAUUCUGGAUGUAGCCAAAGACACACAUAUGCAGUCGCUCAGUGUGAAAAUUAAAGGGAAAGCUGAGGUGUGCUGGACAGAACGUCACGGUAAAACUACUAUUGUUUACUCGGACAAGGAGAAGUAUUAUUCCGUGCAGAGGUUUUUCGUUUCGGAGAACAAAACACACGGAAAUGAGAUGCUGAAAGAUCCGUCAGGACAGCCGUAUUCGUCUGUUGUGGCACCAGGGCGUCAUGUUUACCCGUUCACCUUUCAGUUGCCUCUACAGCACUUCCCACCAACAUUCAAAGGUUCAGUUGGAAAAGUUGUCUAUACUUUGGAGACAAAACUAUCCAGAUCUAUGCGUAUUUCUAGUAAAGGCAAAACAGAGUUUCACUAUAUGCCCAGACCAGAUGUGUCCAAUCCCGAACUAAUGGCACCUCAGUACGGAACAAAAGAUAAACAAAUGAAACUUUUCACCUCUGGGAGUGUCUCCAUGAACAUAAACACUGAGAAAAUGGGAUACUACCUUGGAGAAUUGUUUCAUUGUGUCUUGAAAGUCUUGGCUGAAGUUCAGAACAGUUCUUCCCGUGCAAUCAAACCAAAAUACUGCUUGUAUGAAAAACACAGUUUCUUUGCCAAAGGAAAGAGGAAACUUCACACACACAACUUGUUUAAAGAGGAAGGGGAACCCAUUGAGCCAAACUCAAGGAAAACUGUCACCAAAGAGCUGUCCAUUCCACCCAGCCUUGCCAUCUCUAUCCUAAACUGCAGGAUCCUCAAGGUUGAGUACAGACUCAGGGUCUACCUGGAUGUGCCGUAUGCCUCAGAUCCAGAGAUCAAAUUUCCAGUUGUGAUUCUUCCUCCUCAGCUUGUGUCAGGGGCUACAAACAGUGACUUUGGAGUCUGGAAUCAACCCCCAGGAAGCAACAUGUACCCCAACCCACCUGCUAUUGCUCCACAAGCCCCAACACUUAAUGUUGGACCACCUGGUCAGUUUGGUGCCCCUGGGUAUUAUGGACCUCAACUGAAUCAAUUUCCCGCUCCUAGUUUCCCUGGGCCCCCUCGGGGUCAGUUUGCUCCAUCUAGUUACCCUGGGCCCCCUCGGGGUCAGUUUUUUCCACCUAGUUACACUGGACCUCCGGAUCAAUUUGGUCCUUCAGUUUCACAUCAGCCUGACCCAUCAGCUCCACCUCCUUAUCAAGAAUAUCAGUUUUACCCACAGUUGCCGAACCACACUGAAAAAUCUUGACAAAGUGAUUUUAGAAUCACCUUAGACUUACUUUGUUAUUGUUAGAAUAUUUUGUAUAUGUAACCUUUUUUAUUUUAGGUAGUGAAGUUGACUGUUAAUAAGAUAACAACAUUCUAUAUUCUUUUUGUAUUUCUGAAACUUCAAUAUAGUGCUAUAUUUUAUAUCCUGUGAAAAAGAUAUGUCCCGCUUCAUUUGAGUACUGUAUUUCUUUAUUCUUUAAUGUGUUCUGAUUAAAACAUGUAUUCAACUAACUUAAGCGGUACUAAAUUUGCCACCAACUUAAAGGCAGCAUGAACACUUUUUAAUGUGUUAAACGGUUGCAUCACUUUCUGUAUUCAUUAUUCCAAAGUUGUGAAUUUACCAUUUCCAUAAACUGUUAAAAAUGCAUUCAGACCUUAAACUACUAGAGCACUACUGGCAUCUUUAGUGUAUUUACAUAUGGUUAGACAUCUUAUGUAUUCCCUGCUCAUAUAAUAAGUAGUUUUUAAAUCUGUUUCAGAAUUCUCGAUAUUUUCAACUAACCUUUCACAACAUUUAUUAUCACACUCCAAUCCAUAGCCUACUUUUUUGUUUACAGAUAUGAUGUAACAAGCUAGACACGUGAUUGUUUUGGGGUUUGUUUGUACGUUAUAACGUCUUCAAUUCCAAAAUUAUUUUUAUAACAAAUAAAAGCUCUUGCAGUCUUAA